CCCUCGGACUCGGCGCGGUCAGGACGUGUCGCUUGGUGUGCCGCUAUGAUGGCCGCGUACCCCGGCAGCUCGGGCUCCGGCUCGGCGCGGCGGGCCGCGCUCGGCUCGCCCCAGCCGCCCCUGGAGCGCUCGGCCAGCUCGACAGGUGUGUCGCGCCGCACGGACACGGUCAGUCUUCGCGAGUUUCUGCGCUCACACGCGCUGCCGGCACUGGUGCGGAUCACCACAGGAGAGCAGCGGUCGGCAGAGCUGCGCACUCAGGUGGACCUGUCGCGGCCGGUGCUGCUGUACCGCGUCUACCAGUCGGUGAAGAUUCACGCGCGCAGUCUGAUGCGCAGCGAGACUGGCGACCUGGAGGAGGUCGGGCCGGCCAUCGUCAUCCCGGAGGGCUACAGAGGCUGGUUUUCGCUGCUGUCGGAGGACGGGAAGACGGCGCCCUACUACAGCAGUAUCGAGGAGGUGGCCGCCGCGCGGCUGGCCGUCUUCCUAUCGCGACACGACGUGCCAGCCUACGUGAUGACCGACAACGGACAGGGCACCGUGUACCGGAAGGUGAUGGUCGGCGCGGGCAAUGUGCUCCGUCUGAUGGGUGUGUUCCGCGACCUGAACACACCGCCCAGCGGCACACCGGCCCUCAACUACGCCCAGUGCGUCAACUACAAAAAUGAGGUGUUGUUCCUGCCGUUCACGGCCGAGGGCCGUUUCUACGCGGCAGCGACGCGACCGACCUCCUCCCGCGACCACGUGUUCCUCAUGUCGCAGCUGAUGAGGCAGCAGAGGACGCCCAUGACACUCAAACUCGUCUGCGGAUUCAUGCCGCGGAUGCCCUGCAACUUCACCGGUCUGCUCCGUCUGGAGGAGGUGCGCCCCGAGCGCCUGGUGCUCGGCUGCACCACCGAGUCUGACGGACCGGGCACCCUGUUUGAGCUGGACGCCGAGUCGGCUCUCCGCGUGCAGCCCAUCGACCAGCUGGACCGGCGCUCGUCGCCCGCCUUCACCAGGGCGCUGGUGAUGUGCGAGCGGCACGGCGAGCUGUGGCGGCACCAGAUGAAGGUCUCACACGACGUGUUCGACUCGGCGCACUCGUCGUUUGACUCGCUGGAAGCGCCGCCGGCCGGCCGACUGAGGAAAACUCCCAGUCUGAGCGAGCGGUUCGGUAGGACGGUGGUGGCGCCCGCCGUGCCGGUGCCGCUCUCACCCCGGCUCGGAAAACCUCCCACGCCGCAGUCCGAGACCAAGAAGAAGCUGACCAAGUCUCCCAGUCUGGACGGCGAGCGGCGGCCGGGCCGCAGUCUGCGCCAGACCGUCUCGCGGUUCUUCCUGAACCGCAGCCGCGGCUCGGGCAACCGGGACGUGACCACGUCGUUCGUGUUCUCGCGGCCGGCGGACGUGCAGUACGGCCGUGUGGCGGACGACAUCACGCCCCCGCCGCCGGCCACGCCGACCGCCGAGAACCUGUACGCCGAAAUCUGCGAGAAGGACGAGCGGGGCCGCGUGGUGCACCUGCGCUCGGCGGCCACAGCCGUCGGCGGUCCGCCGGGCGACUACACCCUCCGGCUGGGCAGCGACGGCCAGUCGUCGAGCCCCUCCUCCCCGGGACACACGAUGGAGCACUCGACGUGUUGAGCUAGACAGAUCGGGCUGUCGUUCUCCCGCCCUCCCCAGGAGCGCCCCUCUGGAGUGCACCGCCAGCGCGGCGGCCGAGGGGUCCGGUCCUGACCAGGUGUGAUCGGAGCGAGUCUUUGAGUCGGAGUGAGUCCCAUUGAGCUGGUGCCGGCGUCCAGAGCAGCCCCACUCUGACCCCGUAUGUUGCGCCAUAUGAGGCCAGAGCGAAGGGACGCGGUGCUCCCGACUGCAGCCAGUGAUGUGACGCUCAGAGCAGCUGAGCUUCUCCGAUGUGCUUCAUAUAGGGAAACUUAUACGUGCUGCAGAUAGUGAGAUGGUUACGAGCACGUAAAUGCACGCAAAUGAACAAACGAUAGUUGUCGAGGAAAAUAUUAUAUAUGAGUACUUGGAUGAUAAUAUGCACAUGACUACACAAUAGGUACAUUUCAAUUUUGUCAAAGGGAUUCGUACUAUGAUAUUUCGACGCCUCCUUUUAUUCGCAAAAAAUGCACCCAAUUUCAAUGUCCGGGUGUUGCAUCUAGCGCCACUCGCCAGUCUUUCUGUGUAUCGUGCGUUUUUAUUCACCUAAGAACGUCCUGAGAUGCAUGUUUAAAGUGUCAGCGUCUUAUAAUCGAUAGAAAGUGUGUUUUUACAGCGUGAGGAACAAUAUUUAAAUGUAGGGUAGCGGAUUUUGUGGCUAUCUGUGAUAUAUUGAUAAAUAUUUCACCUUCUAUGGAAGGUGAAAUGUCGAUACUCGAUAUGUAAAUAGGAAUGUAAAAUGCGGAGAUAUUGUGACAUAUGUUUCGAGCAUUCGUCAUGGUACCAAAAUAUAAGUGACAUGUACCUAUAAUAA
Messenger RNA from Amphibalanus amphitrite, 2458 nucleotides. RefSeq lists its product as uncharacterized. Bases 46 to 1626 code for a protein of 526 amino acids. The transcript is spliced from 5 exons. The record is from RefSeq and is a predicted model, not a curated record. NCBI's taxonomy places the organism in Eukaryota, Metazoa, Arthropoda, Thecostraca, Balanomorpha, Balanidae.